AUGCAGCGCGACGGCUGCGUAGGGGGCGGGAGCCGGGCUGGCGGCGGCGGCGAGGGCCGGCGCGGCCCCCGGGAGGGGUUGGCGGGGAACGGCCGCGAGGCGAGCCACGGCCACGCCGCCGAGGCGCCCGAGGACCCACCGGCGGCAGCGUCCUUGCUGGCCCCGAUGGACCUGGGCGAGGAACCGCUGGAGAAGGCGGCGCACGCACGCACGGCGAAGGACCCAAACACCUACAAAGUGCUCUCGCUGGUAUUAUCAGUCUGUGUCUUAACAACAAUCCUUGGUUGUAUAUUUGGCUUGAAACCAAGCUGUGCCAAAGAAGUUAAAAGCUGCAAAGGUCGCUGUUUUGAGAGAACGUUUGGGAACUGUCGCUGUGAUGUUGCCUGUGUUGGCCUUGGAAAUUGCUGUCUAGAUUACCAGGAAACAUGCAUAGAGCCAGAACGUAUAUGGACAUGCAACAAAUUCAGGUGUGGUGAGAAGAGGUUGUCCAGAAGCCUCUGCUCCUGUUGAGAUGACUGCAGGGACAAGGGCGACUGCUGCAUCAACUACAGCUCUGUGUGCCGAGGUCAGGUUUCCAUGGCUUAUCAGGCUCGAUGGCCACCUGGAUUUAGACGGCCCUGGUUCUAAAGUUACAACUUAACAGAUUCUCAAAUGUAUUUAAUAACAAUCUUUAUUUUUUUUUUCCUCCUAGAAAACUGUGGAACAUACACGAAAAGCAUGAGGCCAGUAUAUCCUACAAAAACUUUUCCCAAUCACUACAGCAUUGUCACAGGACUUUAUCCAGAAUCACAUGGCAUCAUUGACAAUAAAAUGUACGAUCCUAAGAUGAAUGCUUCCUUUUCACUUAAAAGUAAAGAGAAAUUUAAUCCUGAAUGGUACAAAGGAGAACCAAUUUGGCUCACAGCUAAGUAUCAAGGCCUCAAGUCUGGCACAUUUUUUUGGCCAGGAUCAGAUGUAGACAUUAAUGGAAUUUUCCCGGACAUCUAUGAAAUGUACAAUGGUUCAAUACCAUUUGAAGAAAGAAUUUUAACUGUUCUUAAGUGGCUACAGCUUCCCAAAGAUGAAAGACCACACUUUUACACUCUGUAUUUAGAAGAACCAGAUUCUUCAGGUCAUUCAUAUGGACCAGUCAGCAGUGAAGUCAUCAAAGCACUGCAGAGGGUGGACAACAUGGUUGGCAUGCUGAUGGAUGGCCUGAAGGAUCUGGACUUGCACAGAUGCCUGAACCUCAUUCUCAUUUCAGAUCAUGGUAUGGAGCAGGGCAGUUGUAAGAAAUAUAUAUAUCUGAAUAAAUAUUUGGGGGAUGUUAAAAAUAUUAAAGUUAUCUAUGGACCUGCAGCUCGAUUGAGACCCUCCGAUGUCCCAGAUAAAUACUAUUCAUUUAAUUAUGAGAGCGUUGCCAGAAAUCUUUCUUGCCGGGAACCAAAUCAGCACUUCAAACCUUACUUAAAACACUUCUUACCCAAGCGUUUGCACUUUGCCAAAAGUGACAGAAUUGAGCCUUUGACAUUCUAUUUGGAUCCUCAGUGGCAACUUGCAUUGAAUCCUUCAGAGAGGAAAUAUUGUGGAAGUGGAUUUCAUGGUUCUGAUAACUCAUUUUCAAAUAUGCAAGCCCUUUUUAUUGGCUAUGGACCUGGAUUCAAGCAUGGAGUUGAAGUUGACCCCUUUGAAAAUAUUGAAGUCUAUAACUUAAUGUGUGAUUUGCUGAAUUUGAUACCAGCUUCUAACAAUGGAACUCAUGGCAGUCUUAACCACCUUCUGAAGAAUCCUGUUUACACCCCAAAGCAUCCCAAAGAUGUCCGUCCCCUAGUACAGUGCCCAUUCACAAGAACCAACAGAGAGAACCUUGGCUGUUCGUGCAACCCCACAAUAUUACCAAUUAUAGAUUUUCAGACACAAUUGAAUCUGACCAUGGCAGAAGAGAAGAGUAUUAAGCGUGCCACUUUACCCUAUGGAAGACCCAGGAUUUUCCAGAAGAACAGCACUGUCUGUCUUCUUUAUCACCAUCAGUUUGUGAGUGGUUACAGCCAUGACAUCCUAAUGCCCCUUUGGACGUCCUACACCAUUGGCAGAAAUGACAGUUUUUCCACAGAAGACUUUUCCAACUGUUUGUACCAGGAUCUUCGAAUUUCUCUUAGUCCUGUCCAUAAAUGCUCGUUCUAUAAAAGCAACGCUAAACUGAGUUACGGCUUCCUCUCCCCACCACAAAUCAACAAAGGUUCAAGUCAAAUAUAUUCUGAAGCACUGCUUACCACUAAUGUGGUGCCAAUGUACCCGAGCUUUCAAGUUAUAUGGUACUACAUCCAUGACACUGUACUACAGAGGUAUGCUGAAGAAACAAAUGUUGUCAACGUUGUCAGUGGUCCUGUGUUUGACUUUGAUUAUGAUGGACGUUAUGAUUCUUCAGAGACUCUAAAACAAAACAGCAAACUCAUCCGUAAUCAAGAAGUUCUGAUUCCAACUCACUUCUUCAUUGUGCUAACGAGUUGUAAAAAUACAUCGCAGACUCCCUUGCAGUGUGAAUACUUAGAUACAUUAGCUUUCAUUUUGCCUCACAGGACUGAUAACAUUGAGAGUUGUGUGCAUGGGAGGCAUGAAUCCUCAUGGGUUGAAGAGUUGUUGAAGUUACACAGAGCCCGGAUCACAGACGUUGAACACAUCACUGGACUCAGCUUCUAUCAAGAAAGAAAAGAGCCAGUUUCAGACAUUUUAAAGUUAAAAACAUAUUUACCAAGUUUCAAGCAAGAAGACUGA
This is a messenger RNA of Orycteropus afer afer, 2754 nucleotides long. RefSeq names its product ectonucleotide pyrophosphatase/phosphodiesterase 1 (gene ENPP1). Gene Ontology annotation, cellular component: cell surface. NCBI's taxonomy places the organism in Eukaryota, Metazoa, Chordata, Mammalia, Tubulidentata, Orycteropodidae. Gene Ontology annotation, molecular function: nucleic acid binding; dinucleotide phosphatase activity; phosphodiesterase I activity. The record is from RefSeq and is a predicted model, not a curated record. The transcript is spliced from 23 exons. Gene Ontology annotation, biological process: regulation of bone mineralization; nucleoside triphosphate catabolic process; immune response.